AUGCUGUCUCGCAAGGGCAUCAUCCCCGAGGAGUACGUGCUGACCCGGCUAGCAGAGGACCCCGCCGAGCCCCGGUACCGCGCCCGGGAGCGGAGGGCCCGCUUCGUGUCCAAGAAGGGCAACUGCAACGUGGCCCACAAGAACAUCCGGGAGCAGGGCCGCUUCCUGCAGGACGUGUUCACCACGCUGGUGGACCUCAAGUGGCCGCACACGCUGCUCAUCUUCACCAUGUCCUUCCUGUGCAGCUGGCUGCUCUUCGCCAUGGUCUGGUGGCUCAUCGCCUUCGCCCACGGCGACCUGGCCCCCGUGGACCUGGCCCCCGGAGAGGGCGCCGCCGUCGAGCCCUGCGUCACCAGCAUCCACUCCUUCUCCUCCGCCUUCCUGUUCUCCAUCGAGGUCCAGGUGACCAUCGGCUUCGGCGGGCGCAUGGUGACGGAGGAGUGCCCCCUGGCCAUCCUCAUCCUCAUCGUGCAGAACAUCGUGGGGCUCAUGAUCAACGCCAUCAUGCUGGGCUGCAUCUUCAUGAAGACGGCCCAGGCCCACCGGCGGGCCGAGACCCUCAUCUUCAGCAAGCACGCCGUCAUCGCCCUGCGCCACGGCCGCCUCUGCUUCAUGCUGCGCGUGGGGGACCUCCGCAAGAGCAUGAUCAUCAGCGCCACCAUCCACAUGCAGGUGGUGCGCAAGACCACCAGCCCCGAGGGCGAGGUGGUGCCCCUGCACCAGGUGGACAUCCCCAUGGAGAACGGGGUCGGGGGCAACAGCAUCUUCCUGGUGGCGCCCCUCAUCAUCUACCACGUCAUCGACGCCAACAGCCCGCUCUACGACCUGGCGCCCGGCGACCUGCACCACCACCAGGACCUCGAGAUCAUCGUCGUCCUGGAAGGCGUGGUGGAAACCACGGGCAUCACCACCCAGGCCCGCACCUCCUACCUGGCCGACGAGAUCCUAUGGGGCCAGCGCUUCGUGCCCAUCGUGGCCGAGGAGGACGGCCGCUACGCCGUGGACUACUCCAAGUUUGGCAACACCGUCAAGGUGCCCACGCCCCUCUGCACGGCCCGCCAGCUGGAGGAGGACCGCAGCCUGCUGGACGCCUUGACCCUCGCCACGGCCCGCGGGCCACUGCGGAAGCGCAGCGUGGCCAUUGCCAAGGCCAAGCCCAGGUUUAGCAUCGCUCCCGAUUCCCUGUCCUGA
Molecule: messenger RNA, 1191 nt
Organism: Pipistrellus nathusii (Nathusius's pipistrelle)
Lineage: Eukaryota; Metazoa; Chordata; Mammalia; Chiroptera; Vespertilionidae
Source: the annotation of a GenBank genome assembly